Aspergillus nomiae NRRL 13137 is the source of this 615-nucleotide messenger RNA. RefSeq lists its product as uncharacterized. The coding region runs from base 1 to 615 and encodes 204 amino acids. The record is from RefSeq and is a predicted model, not a curated record. Lineage: Eukaryota; Fungi; Ascomycota; Eurotiomycetes; Eurotiales; Aspergillaceae. The transcript is spliced from 2 exons.
AUGCCUUUUUUCCCAAUGGGUACUGGAGUUCAAGCAGAGAAUGACACAAACCCCACGUCCGGCGUAAUGCCACUGUCCCCCGCGACGCUGGUCAAGAAUCGUCGGAAACGCUACCUGGAUACCCAUCCGGAGUAUUUCUCUGCUGAUCUCGAGCUAGCCGACCCGUUGCUGUACGAUCGCUUGAUCCGUCGAUUCCAGACACCGGCGGAACGAGAGGCUGAAGGGCGAGCCAAAGGAUUCUCAGGCAUACUUCAAGCAGAUCUUUAUCGUUCCGAGGCCAAGAUGGAAGCCCUGUCGCAUCCGGAUCCCAAUGCAAUGUUUAGCUAUAGCCGUGGCCCAAACGGGGAAAUCCUCGCGGAGGACAAGGAUGAGAUACCGACGAGCAAGGAAGAAGGCAAAAAGAUCUGGCAAUGGGAGAUGGGACUGCGAUUUAUAAGGGGCGAAGACCACGACUUUGACUAUGCUACUGUUGACGAGAACGAUGAUUAUGAUGACUGGAACGAAGAGCAAGAGCGAUACUUCGACGAUGAAGAACCCGAAUGGAUCGUUGAAGGUACAAGUGGCGGUGACGUCAGAUCGAGACUACAAGGAGAGACUGGUGUUCAAGACUUUUGA